CUCGUUGGAACUCCCCAGACAUUUAAAUUCAUCUGAAUUUAGGGCCCACUCUCUCCCCCGCCCCUCCGGGCCCUCCCCCUCCCAACCAUGCGUCGCUUAUUAGGGUUGGACCUUCCCGUUGCGUGUGUAGUAGGAAGGUAGGCUGCUGCCGUCUUAUGUGCAGAUGUCAGUCCCCGUCUCUCCUAACCACCGCUCCGUAGAUGGUCUACUUUCUUUUCUUUCUUUCGGCUUUGAUUCUAGACCCUGGAGCUCUCACCGACAAUUGGAGUUGCGGCGGGGGAUUGGAUGCUUGUUAUGUAUGUGCGGCGAGUCGGCGACGAGCAUUCGCGAAUUGGAACGGGGAGGUUGAAGGGUGCAUGUGGCCGGGCCCUAGCGUGGAAAUCGUCGUGCAACCGCCACACGAGAGACGAGACAGAGAGAGAGUGGGAGAGAGACAGAGACAGAGCGAGACGGUUGCUUUUUCACCACACACAGGAGGCGCAUGGUAGCUGGGUAUAUCUCGUAAGUCCGAUCGAUG
Molecule: messenger RNA, 517 nt
Organism: Tricharina praecox
Lineage: Eukaryota; Fungi; Ascomycota; Pezizomycetes; Pezizales; Pyronemataceae
Exons: 1
Coding region: 201-488 (95 amino acids)
Source: RefSeq, a predicted model, not a curated record